AUGAGUGAAGAAGUUGCUAAAUCGGAGGUGUGUUGUCCAUGCCGUGAGAUUGAGGAGAAACUGCGCCAAUUGGAAGUUGCGGUGCAAGAGCUUGAAGAGAUUAGCCUCAACAAAGAAUGUUUGAGGGAGGACAUCUUCAAGAAGAUCGAAUCUAUGCAACAAGAUUUGAUCCAAUGUUUCAUUGAUGCAAAUUGUCGCAUGGAUGCAAUGAAGGAUUCUGCGAGUGUUGGUAAGUUAAAGCUUGAAAUUCUGACUUUCUACGGCGGGAUUUGUGAAGGGGUGGAGUCUCGGGUUGUCUCUAUUGAGAAUUUGUUUGAAUUGCUAGAAGUGACUAAGGAUAGUGUUAAGAUCUCUAUUACUGUCCAAGGUGCAAUAUACAAUAGGUUUUGGAAUAGUGAGAUUGCUUAUGAAAGCCAAGCUGAAUUGUAUGAACUUGUUCAAGGGGACAUGGAUGUUGAGUCUUAUAUUACUAAGUUUGAGGAGUUGUGCUUGAACGGUAAUAGUGUAAGUCUUGAUUCGAGGAUGAAUCCAUUUCAAGAAGAGAAGGAUGAUGAGAAUCAUAUGGCUUCACAUCAAAGUCAACAUCAAAUGAAGGAGCAAAAGGUGUUCUUGUCAGUUGGUGGACCGAGAUUGUUUCCUUUUAAGAAUAGAAGAAAGUUUGCUGUGAGAAGUUGGCCUUCUUUGAAGGAAUUUUCACCAACACCUUCUAGUGGGAAUAUUGAGCCAUCUCCACCCCCCUCAAUUCAGUCUAAACCAUCAGUAUACAAGGGAGAACCCGUGUUCCCUUUAACCAAAGAAGAGGAUGAAACCCUCGCAGCCCCAUUUAAGCUUUCCUUGGUUGGAAAAUUUUCGAAAAGGAGGCCAAAAAUGGACUUCCUAUGGCAUCAAUUUCAAAAGAUUGGAUUCAAGGGAAGCUAUUCGUUGGGUAUGAUAGAUCAUAGACAUAUUCAUAUUCUUUUUGAUCUAGAAGAAGAUUACCAUCUAUGUUGGAUCAAGGGACUAUGGUCUUUCGACCACCACAUCAUGCGUGUUUUAAAGUGGACUCCCCAAUUCAAUACAGAACAUGAAUCAUCCAUAGUUCCGGUAUGGAUUGCUUUUGAAGGUCUGCCACUUCAUCGAUUCAAUGCGGAAUACCUGAGUAAAUUGGCAAGCAUUGUUGGUACGCCGCUCAAAAUAGAUGUGCCGACACUGAAUUUAUCGCGUCCGUCGAUUGCUCGAGUUUGCAUCGAGGUUAAUCUGCUCCACGAAUUGCCGCAACGAGUACUGGUGGGGACAGAGGAGUACUCUUAUUAUCAAGAUAUCACUGACAAAAAUUUACCGGAAUAUUGCUCGGAAUGCAAAAAAGUGGGACAUGGAAUCAAGGAUUGCCGUCGCGGGAAGCCCAAGGUUCAACCGAUUCCGGCACCGAAAGCUCCUAUGAAGGUGCCAGAAAAGAUGAAAGCGCAGCAUUUAGUUCCUCAAACCAACUGGAAACCAAAGACCCAAGCUAAUGAUAAAAGGGAUACUCAGGUUAAAUCGUCCUCUGAUGCGUCUUCAUCAGGAUUGUCAACGAAGGAGAAAGGUGAAACCCUAAUUGAUAUUUCAGAAAAAAGCCCCUUUAUUCCUUCAUCUGGGAAAUGGCGCAUCUCGAAAGAACAACUGGAAACUAUUCUUGAAAACAGCAAGGAAGGAGACAAAGUUGAUGCAUGGGAUGAUCAGGAACAACAACAUAAAAUUGAUCCGACGAACAACAUUUGUAAACAGCUCGCUGUUUACAUUCCACAGGUGGACUUGUCAUCACGCAUUGACGUUUUGGAUGAUUUGAAGGAGGAUAAUGGUGAAGCGGAAGGACAUAUGGGAAGGUUCAAUUCUGAGGAUAAUAUGGAUGAUGAGCGUGCCAAAGAGACGGUAACAUCGGUGGUAGAAUCUGACUCGGAUUUGGAUGAGGUUGCGGAGGAAAUAUGA
Molecule: messenger RNA, 1944 nt
Organism: Oldenlandia corymbosa var. corymbosa
Lineage: Eukaryota; Viridiplantae; Streptophyta; Magnoliopsida; Gentianales; Rubiaceae
Source: the annotation of a GenBank genome assembly